Molecule: messenger RNA, 1227 nt
Organism: Knipowitschia caucasica
Lineage: Eukaryota; Metazoa; Chordata; Actinopteri; Gobiiformes; Gobiidae
Source: the annotation of a GenBank genome assembly
AUGGGGAAAGGGAGGGACUGUCCACAGUGCCCCCUGCUGGACACGGCUGCUAUAGACACGCCUCCUAUAGACACGCAUCCUAUAGACACGACUCCUAUAGACACGACUCCUAUAGACACGCCUCCUAUAGACACGCCUCCUAUAGACACGCCUCCUAUAGACACGCCUCCUAUAGACACGCCUCCUAUAGACACAGCUCCUAUAGACACAGCUCCUAUAGACACGCCUCCUAUAGACACGCCUCCUAUAGACACGACUCCUAUAGACACGACUCCUAUAGACACGCCUCCUAUAGACACGCCUCCUAUAGACACGCCUCCUAUAGACACGCCUCCUAUAGACACAACUCCUAUAGACACGCCUCCUAUAGACACGCCUCCUAUAGACACGCCUCCUAUAGACACGCCUCCUACACGACCUCCUAUAGACACGCCUCCUAUAGACACAGCUCCUAUAGACACGCCUCCUAUAGACACAGCUCCUAUAGACACGCCUCCUAUAGACACGCCUCCUAUAGACACGCCUCCUAUAGACACGCCUCCUAUAGACACAGCUCCUAUAGACACGACUCCUAUAGACACGACUCCUAUAGACACGACUCCUAUAGACACGACUCCUAUAGACACGCCUCCUAUAGACACGCCUCCUAUAGACACAGCUCCUAUAGACACGCCUUCUAUAGACACGCCUCCUAUAGACACGCCUCCUAUAGACACAGCUCCUAUAGACACGCCUCCUAUAGACACGCCUCCUAUAGACACGCCUCCUAUAGACACGACUCCUAUAGACACGACUCCUAUAGACACGACUCCUAUAGACACGCCUCCUAUAGACACGCCUCCUAUAGACACGCCUCCUAUAGACACAGCUCCUAUAGACACGACUCCUAUAGACACGCCUCCUAUAGACACGCCUCCUAUAGACACGACUCCUAUAGACACGCCUCCUAUAGACACGCCUCCUAUAGACACGCCUCCUAUAGACACAGCUCCUAUAGACACGCCUUCUAUAGACACCCCUCCUAUAGACACGCCUCCUAUAGACACAGCUCCUAUAGACACGCCUCCUAUAGACACGCCUCCUAUAGACACGACUCCUAUAGACACGACUCCUAUAGACACGACUCCUAUAGACACGACUCCUAUAGACACGCCUCCUAUAGACACGCCUCCUAUAGACACGCCUCCUAUAGACACAGCUCCUAUAGACACGACACGACUCCUAUAG